Perkinsus marinus ATCC 50983 is the source of this 1794-nucleotide messenger RNA. RefSeq lists its product as hypothetical. The transcript is spliced from 17 exons. The record is from RefSeq and is a predicted model, not a curated record. The coding region runs from base 1 to 1794 and encodes 597 amino acids. Lineage: Eukaryota; Perkinsozoa; Perkinsida; Perkinsidae.
AUGACGACGACGACGACGGCUCAUGCCUUCGGUCUGCCAGCUGACGUAUCACUGUAUAGUCCAUUCCCUAAGUCGGAGUCGUCCGAGACUAAGAAGGGAGUAGAAGGUUCCGUGAACCCCUUUGGAGUUAGAUCUGGGCUCAACAUACGACUGGCAGGAGACUGUGCGGCAGUAGUAGAAUGGGGAAACUAUAUUGUCUUCGCCAAAGCAUCGGGCCCGAGACAAGCGACUGGGGCUCUUGUGGGUGUUGGUCGCCAACACGAUAGAUUAGCCUUGGAUGUAAAUGUAGCAGCAUCCUCUGUGGGUGUCACUAAAACUGAGCAGGAGAAGAGGGACGCAGAUGCAAUUUGCGAGGACCUCUCCAACACUAUCACGAGUGGUCUCUCUGCAGUAGUGGUGGCCGAGCAUUACCCUAAAAGUGUCCUCCCACUGAAUGUGUCGGUUGUCUCCUGCCCUCCUGGUGGCUUCUCAGCCGAACGAGUACUGCCGUGUGCUAUGGCUGCUGCUAUGACUGCUACGGCAUUGUGUGUGCACGUAUCGGACAUUCUAAGUGUGGUCAAUAUCGCCUCUAGAGGCAAUUGCGUGUUGGCAGACCCAACACUAGGCGAGGACCUCCCCGAUGGAGACAAGAGUGAGAGGCAGCAUCUCACCACACUUGGCUUGACUUAUGUCUCGAAAGAAGUGCUCCUUCUACGGUCACUGUCCUCGUCACCUGAGGUGGGAGGAGGGAGGGAUAAGACUAAACCGAAUAUGUCGAAAAUACUAAGCUAUGGGUUCGCCGCGACCACUCAGGUGUCUAAGGAGAUAGAAAGGUUUUCAAUGCAACAUCAAAACACCGAGAAGGGCGAUGAACGGUGGAGGCCCUAUUCCUUUAUAUGGACCUACUGUAUCGUCCUACCAGUGGUGCUGAUGACGUUAUGGCUGAUCACUGCAAUGGUGCUGGAGGCAUGGAGAGCUGAUAGGACCAGAGGGCAGGCGGGUGUACCUGCACCGUUGGCCCCAGAGGACUACCUUCGGCGCGAGGAGGAACUCGGAAUAACAAGUAUUAGUUUCGCUCCUCUGAGGACGGCAGCACGAUGGUUGUUUUACUGCCAACCAGAGCUGUCCCUGGAAGUGGCUAGUGUGGAUGGUGGAGCGCACUCGAGUGGAGAUGAACGCUUCGCUUCGUGGUUCCUCACGCCAUCAACGCAACUGCUGGGAUACUUCACUUACUCAAUAGUAUUCGUGACGUCUAUUGUGGGUGGGCUCAUGAGGGGAAAGUGGGUGUUGAGAGUGCCAGCGAGGGACAAUACUGCUAAGAUGAAUAGGAUAGAAUUGCUCAACGCUGUAGUGACAAGUCUGUUGGCUUUUGGGGUGAUCGCGUACAAGACGGCGACGGCAGCCCUUGCUCGUCGGGAAGGCUCGACCUCAGCUGAUGUGCUGGCUAAUUGGUUCCUCUUGCAGCCCUGCCAUGUGUUCUGCAUUGGGCUUGGGGUCAUCUACUGGUCCCGGAGGUGGAAGGUGUCCAUCUACUUUUUCAACGUGUACCUUCACUUGAUGUGGGGUGUGGCUCUGGCUUUGGUCUUUGCUGAGAUGGAGGAGUACAACAAACGAGGCUACCCUCUCGAGACCUUCCACUUCUAUCUGGAGCAUUGGGUACUGGUGCUAGCCCCUUUUAUUCUCAUUGCUAUGCGAACAUCAACUAUCAGACUCAUCCCCCAGGAGGCCCUUUACGGCACUUUGGUACGUGUUUUGUUGGCUCUUGACCUAUCUCUUCUCUCGAUGCAUUAUACCGGCGUGGGUGGCCUUCUGUGA